CUGCCCUUGAACGUACUGUCUAAGCUCCGUACCUCGGAUGCCUUGGAUGAUUACAGGCACGGGUGAUAUGAGGGAAAAUUCGGCCUUAGGAACCGUGAUUAACGCCAACAUCUCUGUCCCUAAAUGUUUUAUGCUCGUAUUGCUACUUCACAUGAGCAUUGUCAUGAUUAGAGCAAAUACUCGAGCAAACAGGCAGACCAAACUCAGCGCCCGUGCUCCAGCUGUACCUUCUAAUAUAUCGUUUAAUACUAGGACUUAUCGUUUCUUUAGCUCUCACGAAAUAACGCUGACCUAGCAGAUUCCGGUGUGCUAAUCCAUGGGCAGAUGAUCCGUAGACUGCGAACCAACACCGUUCUCAAAUGGACACAGAGCGUGCUGGAAAGUGGCUAAAUUCCGG
Molecule: messenger RNA, 397 nt
Organism: Paraphaeosphaeria sporulosa
Lineage: Eukaryota; Fungi; Ascomycota; Dothideomycetes; Pleosporales; Didymosphaeriaceae
Exons: 1
Coding region: 38-295 (85 amino acids)
Source: RefSeq, a predicted model, not a curated record